Molecule: messenger RNA, 3815 nt
Organism: Malania oleifera
Lineage: Eukaryota; Viridiplantae; Streptophyta; Magnoliopsida; Santalales; Ximeniaceae
Product: probable ATP-dependent DNA helicase CHR12
Exons: 12
Coding region: 176-3481 (1101 amino acids)
Biological process (GO): positive regulation of transcription by RNA polymerase II
Cellular component (GO): nucleus
Molecular function (GO): ATP binding; ATP-dependent chromatin remodeler activity; DNA binding
Source: RefSeq, a predicted model, not a curated record
AGAAUCGGAGAGAGAGAGAGAAAACGAACCAAUACUCGAACUACUAGAGAGAGAGGGUUUUUGGCGAAGGCAAAGAGCAAAGCGGGGGAGAGAGGGCCGUUUGUCACCAAAAAUUAACAUAAACCCCUUAUUCAAAUUUCUCCAAUUAUAUAGCCGUUAAUAUACGGUUCCCGCCAUGGGAGCUCAGCCGGAGAACCCACCCGCCUCCCUCGACGACGUACAGAAGACCAGAACCUUGAUCUGUGCCCUCAACCUCCUCUCCCGUAACCUCCCCCUCCCUCCCGACGUCCUCCACACCGUCUUCUCCAUCUACAAUGACCAGGACGAUGGCCCCCUCGCCGGAUCUGACCACGCGGACCACCUCGACGGUGUCUCGGAUGGUCCUGAGAUUUCUAGAGCAGGGGAUUUAAUGUUGGAUCUUGAGGAUGCAUUGGUGAAACAACGUCCAAAUUGCAUGUCAGGUUUUGGAUUGUUGAAAUCAAGGGAAAUUCGUUUUCAAAGCCAGAUUCAGCGUCGGUUGACUGAACUUGAAGAAUUACCUUCAAGCAGAGGCGAGGACCUGCAGACAAAGUGCUUGCUUGAACUUUAUGGAUUAAAGCUAGCAGAGUUGCAGAGCAAAGUUCGUUCUGAUGUCUGUUCAGAGCAUUGGAUUCGUGUGAAUUGUGCAUAUCCUAAUAAACAAUUGUUUGAUUGGGAAAUGAUGCGGUUCCGUCGCCCAUUUUAUGGUGUGGGGGAUGCUUUUGCAGUGGAAGCUGAUGAUCAGCUGAGGAAGAAACGGGAUGCUGAGAGACUGUCCAGGUUUGAGGAGGAGGAAAAGAACCGUGUGGAGACCAGGAAAAGGAAAUUUUUUGCAGAAUUACUUAAUGCAGUCCGUGAAUUCCAAUUGCAAGUACAAGCUGCUUUGAAACGCCGGAAACAAAGAAAUGAUGGUGUUCAGGCAUGGCAUGGAAGGCAAAGGCAACGUGUUUCUCGGGCAGAGAAAUUGAGGUUCCAAGCUUUGAAAGCCGAUGAUCAAGAAGCAUAUUUGAAAAUGGUGGAGGAGAGUAAGAAUGAAAGAUUAACAAUGCUUCUUGGAAAAACAAAUGAGCUUCUUGUCCGUCUGGGUGCUGCUGUUCAACGCCAAAAAGAUGCUGAAACAGAUGGCAUUGAACUUCUGAAAGGGCAAGAAGCUGAUUUGCCUGAGUUGUCUGGUACACAGAGUGGAACCCCUGGAGAGCCAUUUCCUGCGGAAGAUUCAAACACAGUUGACGCAGGUUUUGAUCACCAAGUUAAGACGGGUGAUCUGCUUGAAGGUCAGCGGCAAUAUAAUUCAGCUAUCCAUUCAAUUCAAGAAAAGGUGACUGAGCAGCCGUCCAUGCUUCAAGGUGGAGAGUUAAGAACAUACCAGCUAGAAGGACUUCAGUGGAUGCUCUCUUUGUUCAAUAACAAUUUAAAUGGAAUCUUAGCGGAUGAGAUGGGGUUAGGGAAGACAAUUCAAACCAUUUCAUUGAUUGCAUAUCUCUUGGAGAACAAGGGUGUGGCUGGGCCUCACUUGAUCGUGGCUCCAAAGGCUGUACUGUCAAACUGGUUUAAUGAAUUCUCAACGUGGGCUCCGAGUAUUUCAGUUAUUCUUUAUGAUGGGCGUCUAGAUGAGAGAAAGGUCAUGAGAGAAGAGUACUCAGGAGAGGGGAAAUUCAAUGUGCUGAUCACACAUUAUGAUCUUAUUAUGAAAGAUAAAGCUUUUUUGAGAAAAAUUCACUGGUAUUACAUGAUUGUUGACGAAGGACAUCGGCUAAAAAAUCGUGACUGCGAACUUGCAAAGACAUUUGAGGCAGGCUAUCGUGUUCGGCGUAGACUUCUCUUAACUGGUACCCCAAUACAAAACAGUUUACAGGAACUGUGGUCCUUGCUAAAUUUUCUUCUCCCACACAUUUUUAAUUCAGUUCAGAAUUUCGAGGAAUGGUUCAAUGCACCAUUUGCAGAUCGCAGUGAUGUUUCUCUUACUGAUGAAGAAGAGUUAUUGAUUAUUCGUCGUCUGCAUCAUGUUAUAAGGCCAUUCAUAUUGAGGAGGAAGAAAGAUGAGGUGGAGAAGUACCUACCCGGAAAAACCCAGGUCAUACUGAAAUGUGAUAUGUCAGCAUGGCAGAGGGUAUAUUAUCAGCAAGUUACAGACUUGGGCAGAGUAGGGUCGGGUACUGGAUCUGGGAAAAAAUCCAGGAGUUUACAGAACCUGUCAAUGCAGCUCAGAAAGUGUUGUAACCACCCAUACCUGUUUGUGGGAGAAUAUAAUAUGUGGCGCAAGGAGGAGAUUGUAAGGGCAUCAGGCAAAUUUGAGCUGCUUGAUCGUCUACUCCCAAAACUCCGCAGAUCUGGGCAUAGAAUCCUUCUUUUCUCUCAAAUGACUCGACUUAUGGACAUUCUUGAGAUCUAUUUGCAAAUUCAUGAUUUCAAGUAUCUUAGACUGGAUGGAUCCACCAAAACUGAGGAAAGAGGUUCUUUACUAGCACAAUUCAAUGCACCAGACUCUCCCUUCUUCAUGUUUCUUUUGAGCACUCGUGCUGGGGGUCUAGGUCUAAACUUACAAACAGCAGAUACUGUUAUAAUCUUUGACAGCGAUUGGAACCCUCAAAUGGACCAACAGGCAGAGGAUAGGGCCCAUCGUAUCGGGCAGAAAAAGGAAGUGAGGGUUUUUGUGCUGGUUAGUGUUGGAUCAAUUGAAGAGGUAAUCUUGGAGCGUGCAAAACAGAAGAUGGGCAUCGAUGCCAAGGUCAUCCAGGCGGGUCUGUUCAACACAACUUCCACAGCUCAAGAUAGAAGAGAGAUGUUGGAGGAGAUAAUGCGUAAAGGCACAAGCUCACUUGGAACAGACGUGCCUAGUGAGAGAGAGAUUAAUCGCCUUGCAGCUCGAUCAGAAGAAGAGUUUUGGUUGUUUGAGAAAAUGGAUGAGGAGAGACGGCAAAAGGAGAACUACAAAUCUCGUCUCAUGGAAGAGCAUGAGGUACCUGACUGGGCCUAUUCUGCACCUGAUAAUGAAGAUCAAACCAAAAGUUUUGAACAUGAAAUUGGCAACCUCACUGGAAAGCGACGAAGAAAAGAGGUGGUGUAUGGCGACACACUUAGUGAUUCUCAGUGGCUGAAGGCUAUGGAAAAUGGAGAAAGUGUGGCAAAGUUUUCGAUUAAAGGAAAGAGAAGGGAGCACAUUCUCUCUGAGGGCAAUGAAUCAACUUAUAAUAAUGCCAGGGCAGAGAAAAAAGUUUCAGAAUCCAGACAUGAAAAUGCAUCCGUUACAAGUGAGGGCACAAGUGUGGAUACGUUUGGGUCAGCCCCCAAGUUGUCCAAGUCUUUUGACAAACCUGAAAAUCAGGGGGUCGACAGAAGCGGCUUGAAUGGGGAGAUCUUGACAUGGAAGACUCAUAAGAGGAGGAGAUCAAGCUUUGCCUCGAGUUCGACGUCUGAUGCCAGGGGGCCAAAUACAAGUGGCAGAGGAAAUGGGUGGCUUUGAUUGGUAUAACUAGGCUAAGCAUGAUUUAGUUGCGCCUUCACAUAGCAAGAUUGUAGCUUGGGAUUUCAGGUAUAGCUUUAGCUGUGGGUUUAGGCUUCCUUUUUUUUUUUUUUUUUUUCAGCAGCUCCUGGGCAACAGAAAGUUGAAGUGAUAUUUUUGGCGAUCUGCCACUUCCAAUUUAUUUUGAUAAUUUAGAAGUAGUGCCAUUUCUUAGCAUAUCGUGUACAAAUUGUAAGUUCAUAACAUGUAAUUGCUCUCAUUUUUCUUAAUUUUAUGUAUGAUUUGAUUGCCAAUAUGACAGACAUGAACAUCGAUAAAAAAAUUUCAGUUUACC